This is a messenger RNA of Perognathus longimembris pacificus (Pacific pocket mouse), 1529 nucleotides long. It is a transcript of the gene Ttc1, whose product is annotated as tetratricopeptide repeat domain 1. The coding region runs from base 116 to 994 and encodes 292 amino acids. Lineage: Eukaryota; Metazoa; Chordata; Mammalia; Rodentia; Heteromyidae. The record is from RefSeq and is a predicted model, not a curated record. The transcript has 8 exons. Gene Ontology annotation, molecular function: protein binding.
GUCACUGCCCGGCGCCGACGGAAGUGCGCUGGCUGCGGGGAAGGGAAAGGUCUCCGGCGGGGACCGGCUGCGCUGCGGGGCGACUUUUAGCCUCACCUCUCACACUGAGUUCAGCAUGGGGGAGAAGGCCGAGCACUAUAAAGUUCCAGAAGAUCUAUUCAAGGGCUUAAAGGUUACAGGUCCUCAGGACACAGGACAAGCCAACCUGACAGCCCCUGACCCCCAAGAUCCAAAUUCCCAGAUCAGGAAGCUCCAAAAUGAUAACAGCGGGCCCCAGGAAGACCAGGUAGAAGAGGAGUGCUUUCAUGACUGUAGCGCCUCCUUUGAAGAGGAACCUGGAGAGCCUAAGACUGAGAGCAAAGUUGGUGAGGACCCCAGUUCCUCAGAGCUAGAUGAGGAAUACCUAAUCGAACUGGAGAAAAAUAUGCCAGAAGAGGAGAAGCAGAAGAGAAGAGGAGAGAGCACUAGACUAAAAGAAGAGGGGAAUGACCAGUUCAAGAAAGGAGAUUACGCAGAAGCUGAAAGUUCCUACAGUGAAGCUCUGCAGACCUGCCCCGCCUGCUUCCAGAAAGACAGGUCCAUUCUGCUUUCAAACCGGGCUGCCGCGAGGAUGAGACAGGACAAGAAUGAGCUAGCCAUCAGCGACUGCAGCAAAGCCAUUCAGCUAAACCCCAGCUACAUCCGCGCAAUACUGAGGAGAGCAGAGCUGUAUGAGAAAACGAAUAAGCUAGAUGAAGCCCUGGAAGAUUACAAAUCUAUAUUAGAAAAAGACCCAUCAGUACACCAAGCAAGAGAAGCUUGUAUGAGAUUACCCAAGCAAAUUGAAGAACGUAAUGAAAAACUAAAAGAAGAGAUGUUAGGUAAACUAAAAGAUUUGGGGAACUUCGUUCUUCGCCCUUUUGGGCUCUCCACGGAAAAUUUCCAGAUCAAACAGGAUUCCUCCACUGGCUCCUACUCGGUCAAUUUUGUGCAAAACCCAAAUAACAAUAGAUAACAGAGCUGACAGUCGCAAAAGCUGCCGGGAAGUCGGGUGCUGCUUGCUAUGUUGAGGGCGAAGCCCUGCAGUGUUCAUCCCGGCCCAGAGGCCCGCUCUGCCCCCGGGGAGAGGGCCCCCCUCUGUCCCCAGGUAGAGGCCCCCUGCCCGUUGGAUUGUCAGGGAGAAGCGCCCUUCCCGCUGAGCUCGGGUCGGGUGUGUGCGCACUGGGCGGUGCCCUGGCCGUCUUGGGGGGGGUGGGGUGGGGAGCCACGCGGCACCCUGAUCUACAGCCUUCUCCCCAGCCCACGAGGCAUGAUGCAUGGGGUCCCCUCAGAGACCCCCCCCACCCGUGCGAUGCUCAGAGGCCGCCGCGCGGGGUCUCCAGCCUUCCCCGACUUCCUCUGUGCUAAUAAACGCUCUCUGUGACAGUCUGGCUGUGUUGUGAUAUCUGUCCCCAUGGCAACAGCAGACAUGGUGGGGGGGGGGCAUAGUACCGGUCUCAGGCAGGGGAGCAGAUGCCACGUCCACAGAAGUGCCGAAAGCUGUAGUCGUC